GCGCGAGGGAGGAGUCGGCACGAGGACACGCAGGCCCUGCGCGCUGAGCAGGGGCGCCCGCGAAGGACGGGACAGGGGCGCCCCUCGUCCCGCUCCUGGAUGCGGAUCCCGCGGGCCCGCCUCUGCCCGGGGGACACUCACAGGCGAAGCCCCAGUCUCCCGCGCGGCCCUUCCACUUCCCGAGGCUGAGAGGGAAGCCAGAGCUAUCAUGUCAUGAGGAACUCAAGCAGCCCUGUGGAAAGGCUCAGAUGAUGAGGAACUGAGGCCUCCUGCCAACAGCCAUGUGAGUGAGCCAUAUUGGAAGUGGAUCCUGCAGCCCCAGUAAAGCCUUCAGGUGACUGUAGCUUGGGUGAUGCUGACUGAAACCUCAUGAGAGAUCCUGAGCAGAAUCACCCAGAUAAGCCACUCUCAGAUGACCCACAGAGACUAUGAGAUGAUAAAUGUUUAUUGUUUUAAUAUGUAACAGAGAGACUGGAGAUUCAGUUUAACCCCUCCUCCAAGGAAGAAGAAGAAAUACCAGAAAUAGAUUGCCUGAGGACAGGCAGUUGCCUUCUUGGACGGGGAGGAGAUAAAUGAGAAGAUCUCUGGCCCUUGAGACCAUCUACCUUGUCACCAACCUGUGAGCCAAAACCUAACACCACCACGCUUAGUCAAGUUCAUUGUUUUCAUAUCUUUGUUUUUGUCUUUGCUUAUUGCUUAAAUUAAACAUUCCUAUGGAUUUCUCUAACCAUGUCUGGCUGAAAUGAGAGGGAAUAACGAGGUCCCAGCUGGGACGGUAAUUUGAGAACUACGCACGCCAGUCUUGGAAUCUGGAGGUGGUGGCUGGGCUGAGGGAGCUUGAAGACGAUGGCUUAGUCUCUCAUUUCAAGUCUUGAGGGGCACCUCACGGUUGUUCCCUCCCAUCCCAGCCAUGUCUCCGAUGGAGCUGUCCAUUAUCCAUCACAGUUAAAGCCUAAUCAGCUCAAGACCAGCAGGAACAAGCCUGUAGUCUGACAAAAUCAGCCUCACGAUGAAUUAGCACCAGAGAGAUCAUUUUUACAGAAUGACAGCUCGCUUCAAGAGCACAGAGUGAGGGCUCCAGAGGCCUCUGGGUCUGAGCUCUCCUGUUUGACCCCUGUACCCUGGGACUGUGAUGGUCACUCAGGCAAUGACAUUGACCCAUCUGUGGCCAGGAGCUCCUGUCUCCCCUUCUGCUCUUCUGUCCCAAGGUGCAUUUGAUUUUGCAGAUGAGUCUGGAAGCAUUAGUUGCAAAGGUUUAAGUGACACUUCUCCAGAUGAAGGGUUAAUAGAGGACUUGACCAUAGAAGACAAAGCUGUGGAGCAACUGGCAGAAGGCUUGCUUUCUCACUACUUGCCAGAUCUGCAGAGAUCAAAACAAGCUCUCCAGGAACUCACACAGAACCAAGUUGUAUUAUUAGACACACUGGAACAAGAGAUUUCAAAAUUUAAAGAAUGUCAUUCUAUGUUGGAUAUUAAUGCUUUGUUCACUGAAGCUAAACACUAUCAUGCCAAGUUGGUGAAUAUAAGAAAGGAGAUGCUGAUGCUUCAUGAAAAGACAUCAAAGUUAAAAAAAAGAGCACUUAAACUGCAGCAGAAGAGGCAAAAAGAAGAGUUGGAAAGGGAGCAGCAACGGGAGAAGGAAUUUGAAAGAGAAAAGCAGUUAACUGCCAAACCAGCUAAAAGGAUGUGAGAAGUUGGAUGUUUGUGUCCUUCCUUCCCCUGUUCAUGUUCUGGAUUUAAGGUGACCCAGUGUAGACUGAAGUUAAGGUAGUGCCUUAUACCAUUGUGUUAUGUUUUGAAAUCCUUUUCCCAUGAGUGCUGUCUCUCUAUCUUCAUUUCAGCCAUUCAAGAAGCUUUUUUUCCUAAGUAGAAGACAUAAUAUCACUUGGUUUGGAUAUUUUAUAUGUAAUUUUUCAACUUUGUUUUGCUUUUUAAUAUUCAUUAUUUUGGCCUUAAGUCACUUAUAAACUGGAAAAUGGUUUAAUAGUCUAGACUAUAAGUGGUUAAAAAUUAGUAUGAAUUGUUUAGCUUCUUAAUAAGUGUGGAUUUAAAAGUUUCAGUUUCUCAUUUUAUGAAAUGAAUUGCCUUUCUGGCAAUACAGCGCUGGGUUUUGGCAGUUGCCUUUUCAUUGUUUGGUUGAGAAGAAUUGCCAGCUGUUUAAUCUCAUAUGCCACUGGAAAAGAGGUGGUAUAAGCCUUUGUGAAGAACAUGAUAGAAAAGUGUGUACACAGGAAAUAGUAGCAUCUUAGACAUAGGAUAGGUGAGCAAGAUGCCGUGUAGAUUCCACUAACCAUAUACUAUAUCUGCUUCCUAGCUUUGUUGUUGCUGUUUUUUCCUUAUGCUGCUUCUGGGUUCAAAGUAGAUUAUAUCUAUUCCUAAAGUUUGGCGGGGGUGAUGUAGCUUUCACACACUCAAAUGUGUUUAAAUGUUUAUAAUUCUUAGUAACAGUCAUCACACACUGUGAGAUACAAUUGUCAAGCUGAUAAGAUAAUGAACCCGGCUUUCCAAGUGGAAAGUCUUACUGCUAGUCCUAGCUAUCCUCUGAUUUGCUGUGUGGUCUUAACAUGUGGUUACUUUUUCUGUGCUUUUAAAAAAAAUUCUUAAGGUAGAAUGAUACAUACCAACUACCCAUUUUAUAGAUAAUGACAAGAAUGGUGGAAAAUUAGUAAAUAGCUUCUUCACAAAAGAGGCAGCAUGAUACCUUUAGUGUUUUCUAGAUCCCCCUCCCCCAAUAUUACAUGUAGAAAUUUAUUAUGUGAGGGAAAUAUUAUGAAGUUUCAUUGUUUUAAAUUGAGAGUGUAUUAUUCACUGUUUUAGUAUUACUUAAUAUCCAUGAUGUCCAAUCUCUUACAUAGAGACUGUACAGAUUAGAUUACAGAUUAUGAUUAGAAUGUGUAUCUUUUAUAAUCUACGUUACAUUUGGUAAGCUGGAAUCACUCACUACCUCUGAUCACAUAUCAGGCUAACCAACGAUGGAGAAGGCAUUAGAUUUACGUUGAGUGCUAAGAACUGGUCUGUUUAAAGGUUUAAAAAAUUUGUUUGAAAACCUUUCCCUUCUGUAGUGAGUGAAUUAUUAUCUCACAAUUCUCUUGGUUUUGACCUUAUGUUUAAGAGUAUAAAUAUAUUUUAUUUUUAAAGGCUAUGUGUUGCCCUCAAACACUGGCUAAAACUCCUAGGGCAGGAUCAUUAGCACUGGCAGGACAGUGUCACCUAAACUGCUGAAUGUACUCAUUGAUAACCUGACAAAGGCUGUGCAUUGUUUCUUAGAGUGAUUUGUGGUGGCCAACUGCAAUGAUUGUUUAAAAUGCUGGUUCCUGGACACCACUCUCAAUCUAUUGAAGCAGAUCUGUUUGUUCUUCUCUUUUUUUCCUUUUUAAAAAAUUUCCUCAAGUGAUUCUGAUGUACCUUAUAAGUUGAGAACCGCUGGUCUAGUCAGAGGUUUCCACACUGGGCUGCAUAUUAGCACCUGGAAACUUUAAAAAAAUAUACUCUUGAAGAUUUUUACUCAUUAGUUCUUAGGUAGGGCCCAUGCACAUUUUAAAGAGCCCCCCAGAUAAGUCCAAUGCAAGGAACCACUGGUCUAGACUUUCUAGUGAUUUAUAUUUAUAAGGAGUGAAAUAGUUUGAAAGCUACCCAGUAACUCUUGGGAUUAAUCUUAUUAAAUAAAUUCUUAAACUGCUGCUUUUGAUAUAAAGUCAGAUUUAAGACUGAAAUAAAUAGCAGGCCGGAAAUAGGUAUAGAAUUCUGGUUAAUUGAACUUUUGUGACCUAUAUUUAAAUAAAUCAUGUUUAUUGAAUGAAUGGCAAGGCACAUGUACUUUUAGAAAUGUAUUACUUACAUUUUGAAGAUUUUUUUAAAAUGUCAAGAAUAUAUAUUAGGAUCCACUAUUUUUAGGUCAAUUGUAAAUCAGAAGUACUGUUACUUUGGUAAUUAAAAUCUAAAACUUUAGCUGUAUCUCAGUAGCAUACAAACAUAUCUUACUGACUAAAACUGAAGAGAACCCUUAUAAUUAGUCUUGCUGUAUUUUUGCACAAAAUUAUGAAUUGGUACUUGAGUUGAAAAAAAUUGCCUGUGGUGUUUUAGUUGAAAAAAAUUGCCUUUGUUUUGAAACUAUAUCAUAUAUGUACUGAACUAAAGUGAUGGGAGUUAAUUUUGUAUUUACUUUGUAGGAGGUAUCAUGUAAAUAUGCAGACGUUGAAUGUAGUAUGGAUUGUGUCCGCAGUGAAUUUUUGGGUGGAUACAGUUUAUAAAUAUGCCAAUUAUAUACCCUCAUAUACUUGUCUGAUUUUGAGCUUGUAAAAUGAGGACUCCUUUUUACACAUUUAAUAAAGAAAAGAAAGGUC
Molecule: messenger RNA, 4343 nt
Organism: Globicephala melas (long-finned pilot whale)
Lineage: Eukaryota; Metazoa; Chordata; Mammalia; Artiodactyla; Delphinidae
Gene: BLOC1S6
Product: biogenesis of lysosomal organelles complex 1 subunit 6
Biological process (GO): intracellular transport
Cellular component (GO): transport vesicle; BLOC-1 complex
Source: RefSeq, a predicted model, not a curated record